AUGGAUGUGAACAGAGACCCCACGCUUCAGGAGCGACGUGCGGGGGAUGAGGCUCCCAAGGUGGGCAUCGCCGGAACCAACCACCUGGAGAAGGUGCUGGGUUCCUCGGGUUCCCCGGUCGAGCAGGACCUUUGCCAGGCUGAAGACCAGUCUGCAGGCAGCUUGAGCGACACAGGGCCACCGGAUGGUGACGGGGAAGGCAGUGUUGGGGAGGAGAGCAAGGCUGCUGGUGACGAAAUGCUUGAGAUUGUUGAUGAGGCUUUGGCAAGCCCAGUCACUCAGGAAGUGGAUGCAGCGGAGGAGGUCGAGGAGAACGUCCAGGUGGAGGUUGUACAGAGUGCCCCUCUGGAUGUUGAGGCUGCUGUUGUGGAAGAGGAGCUGCCGAGCCCGAGCCAUGCCAGCCUCGGUGAUGUGGUUGAACACCUCGCCGACCCCCCGGAGAUUGAGGCCGAAGAGGUUGGCGUUUGCAGCUCGCCCCUUCAGGGCCAAGCAAGUUGA
This is a messenger RNA of Cladocopium goreaui, 498 nucleotides long. The record is from the annotation of a GenBank genome assembly. NCBI's taxonomy places the organism in Eukaryota, Dinophyceae, Suessiales, Symbiodiniaceae.